Messenger RNA from Glarea lozoyensis ATCC 20868, 1509 nucleotides. RefSeq lists its product as uncharacterized. Gene Ontology annotation, molecular function: Delta24(24-1) sterol reductase activity. The record is from RefSeq and is a predicted model, not a curated record. The transcript has 4 exons. The coding region runs from base 1 to 1509 and encodes 502 amino acids. Gene Ontology annotation, biological process: ergosterol biosynthetic process. NCBI's taxonomy places the organism in Eukaryota, Fungi, Ascomycota, Leotiomycetes, Helotiales, Helotiaceae. Gene Ontology annotation, cellular component: endoplasmic reticulum membrane.
AUGUUAGAGGAUCAUCCAAAAGGAGAUCAGAAAUUGUGGUAUUCUGGUCGAGACAACGAUGAAACCAGCACACUCAGAGCUAGAGCUGCAUAUAAUGGCCUAUCUAAAUCUCCAACCGUUGGCUCGACCGACUCAGAAAAGCCCGGAGCCCAGUCAGCUCUUGAAGUCGAUCUUGCAUCCCACUACGAAUUUGGCGGGCCAUGGGGCGUAAGUGCUAUGAUGAUCUUCUUUCCUCUCCUCAUGUAUUACAUGUGGAUUGGCGCAACCUUUUACGAUGGAAAACUCCCACUCCCUCGGUCACAGCAGUCUAUCACGGAGUUUGUUAGCAGUCUCGGAAGUUUAGUAUAUGAAGAAGCAUUCCCAUCCUUCCGAGCGUGGAAGAUCUAUUGGUCAUUUAUCGUCUUCGAAGCAGCAUGCUAUUGCCUCCUCCCCGGUGUCUGGAGCACGGGAAAGCCACUUCAUCAUUUAGGGGGUGUCCAGCUGAAGUACUAUUGCAGUGGAGUUUGGUCACUAUGGGUCACUAUCAUCACAGCUGGCACGCUUCACCUCACAGGCCUGUUCAAGUUACACACACUCCUCGACGAAUUCGGACCCAUUAUGUCAGUAGCCAUCAUUUCAGGCUUCGUCGUAGCUUUUAUCGCAUACUUCUCAGCGAUCAUUCGAGGUGCUCAACACCGCAUGAGUGGGAACUUUAUCUAUGAUUUCUGGAUGGGUGCGGAGCUCAAUCCUCGCUUGUUCGGUAUCCUCGACCUGAAGAUGUUUUUCAUGCUCAGGUUGCCGUGGAAUAUUCUUUUAGCUCUUUCUUGUGCGGCUGCUGCUAGACAGUAUGAUCAAUAUGGAUAUGUGUCUGCGGAGUUGUGGUUCUUGGUGAUGGCGCAUUUCCUGUACACGAAUGCGUGUGCGAAGGGGGAGGAGUGCACUACCACGACGUGGGACAUCUACUACGAAAAGUGGGGCUUCAUGCUCAUCUUCUGGAACCUCGCCGGCGUCCCCCUAAGCUACUGCCACGCAAUCCUCUACACUGCAAACCAUCUCUCCACCAUAACUUCAUGGACAUAUCCCUCUCUCCGCACCCUCCUCCUCACUUGCCUUUUUACAUCUUAUCUGAUAGUCUACUGGAUCUGGGACACGAUCAACAGCCAAAAAAACAACUUCCGCGCCCAUCAAGCCGGGACAUUCGUCCCCCGGAGCGCAUUCCCACAACUCCCAUGGCAAACCCUAAAAAAUCCAAAAUUCAUUAAAACCACCACUGGAGAUAAUCUGUUGGUUGAUGGAUGGUACAAGUAUGCGCGUAAGAUACAUUAUACCUGCGACGUCUAUUUUGCGGUUGCUUGGGCUGUGUUGGCGGGGUUCAAGAGCCCGUUUCCUUGGUUUUAUCCGGUUUUCUUUACGUGUAUGAUUGCGCAUCGGGCGAGGAGGGAUGUUAGGAGGUGUGAGGUUAAGUAUGGGGAUAGUUGGGUUGAGUAUAAGAAGAUGGUUCCUUGGUUGUUUGUUCCGUAUAUCUUUUGA